AUGGGCCUGAUUGCUGUUGUUCUGCUGAUGCUCGCAAGCUUUUGUGGUGUCUGUGAUCUUUUCCCACACGUUCGUCCUGACAAUGGACUUCGUGAAUGCCGCAGAAACCUGUCCUUAACAGCACUGGAAGUUCUUCCAGGCGGAGGCUGGGACAACCUGCGUAACAUGGACAUGGGACGAGUGAUGAACCUCAGCUAUUCCCAGUGCCAGACCACAGAAGAUGGUACGUACUUCAUCCCAGACGAGGUCUUUGUCAUCCCACAGAAGAUAAGCGGUGUGGAGACAAGCUCAGAAAUCAUCGACUCGUGGCUUGACCACCAAAGCUCCACUGCACAGUCCAUCAACAGCGAUGCUUCCUUCAUCACCACACUCAAUGCCAAAUUCUCAGUCGAGAACCAACGUGUAAAAAUACAUCAGAUAGAAGACAAUUCUGUCACCACUCGUGUUCAGGUGCGUAAUCACCUUUACACUGUAAAGGCAUAUCCUGACUUCACAGUGGACAUCCGAUUUGCUGAACAAGUACAAGAAAUCGCAGAUGCUAUUGAAAACAACCAGACCCGUCGAGCAACAUACCUUUCAGAGAAGCUAGUACUGGAUUAUGGCACACAUGUCCUGACAAGCAUUGAUGUUGGUGCUACUUUAGUGCAGGAGGACUAUCUCAGGGCCACCUAUGUUUACAGUAGUGAGACUGACAAAUUUAAUAUUACAGCAUCUGCUGGUCUAAAUUUUUUUGAUAAGGUUAAAUUUGACAUUGGUAGCAAGGAGUCAAAAGAAACCUCUGAGAUCCGUUCCUAUCGUAGUAACAUCACAUACUCUUUGAUCCAGAGUCAUGGGGGGGCCUUGUUCUACCCUGGUAUCUCUUUGCAGAAGUGGCAGGAGAGCACGCUCAACAAUCUGGUGGCCAUUGACCGUGCUGGACUGCCAAUCCACUAUUUUCUGAACCCACUCAUGUUUCCAGAACUCCCAGUGCCAACUCUUCGCAAACUAGCUCACAGGGUGUCAAAAGCAGUUGAACUUUACUACAAAAUUAAUAGUCGUCCAGGAUGUGUGGAUCCUACAUCACAAAAUUUCAACUUUCAGGCAAACAUUGAUGAUGGUUCGUGUGAUGGUCCUGCCACCAACCUUAGCUUUGGUGGGGUAUACCAGAACUGUACAAUGCAGACAUCUGAUGCAGGUCCAAUCUGUCAAGAACUAGCACAGGAAAACCCAGACACAGGUUCUUUUUCAUGUCGUGAACCAUACAUUCCAACCCUUUUACGAUCUGAAAAACGAGAGGAGGGUUAUACUCAGUAUGAGUGUAGUAGAUCUUGUCACUCAUGCUGGAUUUUCUUUGAUUGUUGUGAUGAGGUGUGCGGAGAUUUCUAUCAUGUACGAAGGGCUGUCAUUAACACCUACUGGUGUUCCACAAAUCAGAAAACCGCUAAAUUUUCUGGAUACCUCUUUGGAGGGCUUUAUGGCCCAACCCUCCAGAACCCAUUCACAAAGACCAGAAGUUGCCCUCUAAACUUCUUUCCCAGAAAAUUUCUUUCUGAUGGUUUGAUGAUCUGUCUGAGCAAUGAAUAUGAGACAGCUGUUGGACAGGCUUUUGGUGGUUUCUUUAGUUGCGAGGCUGGUAACCCAAUGGCUGGUGGUCAAGCCCACUGUCCACCACAGUUUAGCCAACAUCUUGCUGAAAUAAGUGACGGGUGUCAGGUUCUGUUUUGUGUGAAAUCAAAUGCAUUCAGUGAAAGCAAAUUACUGCCCAUCCAUUUACCACCUUUUAAGCGAGCUUCACUGAUCAACAUGCUCACCACAAACACAGUAGCAGUGCUGACAGAGGGAGAUCAAGCAUGGGUUAGAGUUGCAGGAACAAAAAUGUGGAAGUUGGCUACUCCUGAAGAGAUUGGGCAUCUGGAAAAAACCUUAAAAGGGGUUGGCCCCCAGAUAUCAGUUGGUGGAAGGAUUGGAAUAGCCAUCACUGUGAUUGUAGUAACAACCCUGGUAAUAGUAUGGAUUGUUUGGGGGAUAAAAAAGAAACGGAGGCUUUCUGGGUUCAGAGCAAACAGUGGCUAUGAGGAGAUCCAUGGCAGGGCUGAAGUCAGGCAACAAGAGAAUCUGGAUGAAAGCCCCACGCAACCUCUGCUAGCAUGA
Molecule: messenger RNA, 2130 nt
Organism: Chanos chanos (milkfish)
Lineage: Eukaryota; Metazoa; Chordata; Actinopteri; Gonorynchiformes; Chanidae
Product: macrophage-expressed gene 1 protein-like
Exons: 2
Coding region: 1-2130 (709 amino acids)
Source: RefSeq, a predicted model, not a curated record